Messenger RNA from Solanum dulcamara, 1071 nucleotides. RefSeq names its product probable inactive receptor kinase RLK902. The record is from RefSeq and is a predicted model, not a curated record. Lineage: Eukaryota; Viridiplantae; Streptophyta; Magnoliopsida; Solanales; Solanaceae. Bases 148 to 1071 code for a protein of 307 amino acids. Gene Ontology annotation, molecular function: ATP binding; protein kinase activity. The transcript has 2 exons. Gene Ontology annotation, biological process: protein phosphorylation.
UUGAGUUAAGGGUCUACAGAAAACAACUUCUAUGCCUCACAAAGAUAAAGGGUAAAGUCUGCAUACAUCAACUGAGUAUCCUAGUUGACUAUGAUUUGACAUUAGAAGUAUAUUGACUUUCUUGUCCUAAGUGUUUUGGAGCACAAAAUGGCACAAAAUCAAACAACAUUUGUGAAUCAAAAGCUAGUGUUUUUUGAGAAUACUAAAGAGGAGUAUGAUUUAGUAGACUUGUUGAGAUCAGAAGCAGAGCUAUUGGGAAAGGGAACUUUUGGAAGUAGCUACAAGGCAGAAUUGGAAAAUGGAAAAAUUGUGUUUGUUAAGAGGUUAAAAGAUUGUUAUUUGGUUAAAGAGGAAUUCAAGAAAAAGGUUCAAGAAUUGGCAAAAUUGAGUGAUCAUCAGCAGAGUUUGCUUCCACUAAGAGCUUUUUAUUAUUCAAAAGAUGAGAAACUUCUUGUAUUUGAUUACAUGACUAUGAGUAGCUUGGCCUCCCUUUUGCAUAAAAAUGGAGAGGCUAAGAAAUCCCAACUCACAUGGGAAGUAAGGACUCGAAUCUCUUAUGGAGUUGCUCGUGGCCUCGAAUUUCUCCAUGCUCAGGACCCUAGCAAUUGCCAUGGUAACAUAAGGUCAUCCAAUGUUCUACUCACCAAUUCUUUCGAUGCACGUCUCUCAGAUCAAGGAUUAUUCAGAUUUUUCAUGUCAAACCCCAAAUUAGCCCUCAAAGCGGACUAUCAAGCACCAGAAGUGGGAUAUGCCUACGACAUUUCUCAAAAAUCAGAUGUCUACAGCUUUGGUGUCAUGUUGUUGGAAUUACUAACGGGUAAGGCCCCGUUAGACACCAUUGGCAAGAACAAAGGGGUUGAUUUGCCUAGUUGGAUUCGAAUAAUGUUUCAAGAAAAGCCUAUUAUUGAUGUUUUUGACAAAAGUAUGGUGCAAAACUACCAAGAAUUUGGAGAUCAAAUGGUUCAAUUGUUAGAACUAGCAAUUUGUUGUACUUUCAAGAAUCCUACUAAAAGACCUUCAAUGGUUGCAGUGACUAAUCAAAUAAAAUGGACAUGUAGUUUUAAAUCAUGA